AUGAUGUUAAUCAGAUUAGUACUUAUCAAAGAAGUAUUAGGUUGGAGAGAGUACCAAAAGUGGUAUAAUAUUUUUGGGAUAGAUCAAAAUUUAUGUCCUGAUUUACAUACACAUAUACCUGAUAUGCAUCCACAUUAAUGUGUAUGUAAGUAUUUGUGUCAUUCAUAGCUUAUGCAUUGAUUUGCUAUGGCGUUACAGAUAUUGUCGUCAGAAUUGAAGUCAAUGGAACUCAACAUUUAUGCCAUCCUAGAUUCUAGCCAUGGGGAGCAGGGACUCCAACUAAAGACCAAUAUUCAAUUCAUUGUGGAUAUGAAAUAGGCGCUUCCUUGGUGAUGGAGUUAUUAUCAGAUGGACACUAUAAAUAUUAUUGCAGAUGUACGUAUUGUUGAUUUAAUAUUUAGAUUUUACAGAUGAUUAGAAUAAAAGAUGCCUGAUUGGCACCUUACAGCAAGGCAUAUUUAGAUGUCAAUUUUGUAAAUUUCCAUACUUUGGAGCGGGAUUUGGUUGUAGCUAAGUGUAAAUUGGUUAUGAUUAAAGAUUUACAAAUCCGCCUAGAAGUAAUUAAGUUCAAUUAUGCAAGGUUGUCAUGGAGAUUGUCUGGAAUGUGAUGAAGCUAAAGUAUGUUCUCAAUGUAGAUUUGGUAGUGUUAAAGUUUAGCAGAUUGAUAACUCUUGCAAUCUAUGUAAUUUUUAAUAUCAUAAAUGAUAGAUUGUAGAGGCUUUACAAGUUGUUAUUUUGAUUCAAAUACUUAGGUUGUUUAUAGUGGUUCUUGCAAUAUAGGAUUUUACAUGGAUUAGUAAUCUUGUGUGAGUAACUUUAUUAACUCAAGCAUUUUAGAUGUUUCUCCUUGUUUAUAGGUCAGUCCUUCACCGACAUAUUUAUACACUUGUGAUAGUUGCAUCUAAGGUUAUAGUAGGAUACAAGUAUAUGAGGGUGUAAAUGAUUUUUAUCUUUGUAAAAAAAUGGAUUGGAAUUGUGACAUGUCAAGAUAAUCAAUGAUUCUUGACACCCUUUCUUCAGUCUCAUAAUUGAUAUAUUAUACAACAUGUACUUUAUGUGAUCCAGGAUACUUUUAUUUUAAGCCACUGAAAAAUUGUUAAUGUAUUAAAAAAUAAUAUUGUUUAGUGGUUAAAUAAUAUUUUAAAAAUCCUAAUUGUAUCUUAUUAGACACAACAGAAACUUAUUGCUUAGCUUGUUAAUCAUGGUUUGCAUUACAAUCAGAUGGCACAUGUAAAUAGACUUAUUGUGAUUCAAAAUGUUUGACUUGUCUGGAUACCAAUCCAAGUUAUUGUACAACUUGUGAUAGUACUGGAAAUAAAAUAGCUGAUAAUGGUAUCUGCAAAUGCCAAACAAAUAACGGAUUGUAUGAAGAAAACUGCAUACCUUGUAUCGAUAUUUAUUGUUUUGAUUGUCAACAGGAUUUCUUAGUGUGUAUUUCAUGUAAACCAGGAUCAAAUAGAAUAAUAGUGAAUGAUGAAUGCAUAUGUUAACCUGGUACAUAUGACCCUAAAUAAGAUGAUUAGAUAUGUUUAGGUAAUUUAUUAAAUUAUAUAUAAGCCUGUGACUUAUCUUGUUUAACAUGUUUUGGUCCUUCAAAUUUAGAAUGUACUAAUUGUGAAGAGGAAAAUAUUGCAAACAGAAUUCAAAUUAGCACUUUAUGUCCAUGUAAAAUUGGAUAUGGUGAAAAAGCAAAUAAGGAUUCAAAAUGUGAAAGUAUUAAUUGAUGAUAAUUUUAGAAUGUCAUCCAAGAUGUCUUACAUGUUUCUAAGCAGCUGACGAAACUGAAUAAUAGUAUUGUCUAUCAUGUAUACCUGGACAGAAUCGUGUUGUUUCAGACACUUUUAGAUGCGAUUGUAUACCAAAUUAUGGUGAUUUUGGUGGCACUUCAGAUAUUUGUGGAAGUACUUUCAAAAUUAAUACAUAGUUUGUGAUUACACAUGUGGAACAUGCAAUAAUAUUGGACCAACAAAUUGUACUUAAUGCUUAGAAAUUUCUUUUAGAGAAUUGACAACUUCAGGAGAAUGCUUAUGUAAAUAACAAUAUUAUGAUGAUAAUACAGAUAAUAUAGUUUGUAUGAGUAAUAGAUUAGAUGUUAUUUAUAGGAUGUCAUCAUUCAUGUGAAUUAUGUGCAAACAGUCCUGAAAAAGAUGCUUGUAUUCAAUGUCCUUCUACUAGAACAUCAAAUGAACCAGGUAGUUAAUUUGAAUGCUUUUGUACACUUUCUAAUACUUUUGAUGACGGAUUUUCACUUGAAUGCCAAUAAUGUGAUAAAUCUUGUUCAACAUGUUAUGGUCCUCUUUCAACAAAUUGUCUAACAUGUGAUGCUAAUUAUAGAUAAAAGGAAUUAUCAUCAUGUGUCUGUCCAAAAGGAUAUUAUGAUAUAGGAGAAUUAGAAUGUGCAAGUAAUUAUAAUAAAAAAAUGAAUAGAAUGUCACUAUUCUUGUAGCUAAUGUUUCGAUAACACUGCAGAAAAUUGCAUUGCCUGUUUUUUUGAACUUAAUCAUAGAAUAUUAAAAGGUAAUAUUUGCAAAUGUGCUGAUGGAUAUUAUGAGGAACUUGAAAUAGCUUAGUGUAAAAGUAAUUAGUCUAAUUUUUUAUGUGUCUUAGUAUGUUCAUAUACAUGUGAGACAUGUGAAAUUUAACCAUAGAAAUGCUUGAGUUGUCCAUUAAAUUCCUUGCGCAUUCUUGACCUCAAUAAAGGUUGUGUUUGUCCAGAAGAGUACUUUGAUAAAGAAAAUUAGAUAACUUGUUAAAGUAAUUUAAAUAUCAAUUAGAGAAUGUCAUUUCAAAUGUAAAACCUGUACUGGUUAGGAUUAAAAUUAAUGUCUCUCUUGUGAUCCUAUUUCAAACAGAAUACUCUAAAUUAGUUCAUGUUUAUGUUAACCUCAUUACUUUGAAACGGAGGUUUAAGAAUGCUCAAGUAUCCUUUUAAUCUAAAAUUAGCUUGCAGUGCAUUUUGUUAUCAAUGCAUUAAUAAUUUUGAAAAUUGUACUUCAUGCAAUUAAGAUAGAUAUUUGGUUGGAAGUAGAUGCAAAUGUAUAACAAAAUUUUAAGGAGCAACAAUCAGUACAUAUGAUUUUAAUGGAAUGAUUAAAUGUGAAAGUAUUUGAUUAAAUAAUCAUUAGAAUGUCAUCAUUCAUGUGGAACUUGUAUAGGAAUAUAUGAAACUGAUUGUAUUUCCUGCAUUGAUACAGAUCACAGAUUUCAAGUGGGAAAUACAUGUGUUUGUAAAGAAGGGUACUUCGAUGCUGGAUUGCCAGUUUGUGAAAGUAAGAAUCAGGUCUAUAUUAUAGAAUGCAGUUAUAAAUGUAAAGGAUGCUAAAAUUAAUCUGAGAAUUGUACUUCUUGUUAAGAUAACAGUUUAAGAUAAUUUGUUUCAGGUUUUAAAAAGUGCCAAUGUAUUAAUAAGUAUUAUGAUGAUGGUUAGAAUGAAAUUUGUUAAAGUAUUUGUUAUUUCUAAUGAAUUAGAAUGUCAUUAUUCAUGCUAAAGAUGUAUUGAUAUUCAAACUAAAUGUGAAAUAUGCUCCCUUGAAUCAAAUAGAAUUUAUAAUGAUCAACUUUUUACUUGUGAUUGUGAUAUUGGAUAUUAUGACAAUGGAUCUGAAAUAUGUGAAAAAUGUCAUUAUUCAUGCUUAAGUUGUACUUCUGGAGAUUUUCAUUCCUGCCUUACUUGUAUAGAUUCUAAGAUUUCAAAAAGAGUGUUUCAUAAUAAGAUAUGUAAGUGUUUAUUUGGAUAUUUCGAUGAUGGUCAAUCAAUAUCAUGCAAGAAAUGUGAUACUUCAUGUUUAAGUUGUGUUGAAUAGUCCUUUUAAUGUUUAUCAUGUCCUUUAACAAGAAAAAUAGAACAAAAUUGUAAAUGUGAGCAGGGUUAUUAUGAUGUUGGUCAAUAACUUUGUUUAAAAUGUAAUUCAAAUUGUCAAACUUGUUAAAUCACAUCAAAUUAAUGCACUUCAUGUGAUUCUGAUUAAUUUAGAGAAAUUAACUUAAUAACAAGAACAUGUGAUUGCCAAAAAGGUUUUCAUGAAUUUAAUGGAAUCUGUUUCUAAUGCCAUUCAAGUUGCAAGACCUGCUCUGAAUCUAUAUAUAAAUGCACUUCUUGUAUGUAAUUUAGAAAUCUGAAGAAUAAUGAUUGUAUUUGUAAUGAUGGGAUGUAUGAAUCAAGUAUUGAUAAAUAAUGUAAAUUAUGCGAUAAAACUUGUUUAACUUGUGCUUAUAUUAAAACUUAUUGUUUAACAUGCUCAAUUGAUAAUUUUAGACAAUUUAAAUCUGGAAAUUCAUGUGAAUGUAUAAAAGGAUAUUUUGAAAAUCCAAUUAAUCAGAAUUGUGAGUAAUGUGAAAUUUCCUGUUUGACUUGUUCUUAAUCAUACGAUAAUUGCUUGACUUGUGAUAAUAGUCUUAAUUUGUCAUCGAUCAAUAAUAAAUGUUUAUGCUAAUCAUCUUAUUUUUUUGAUCCUUUGACUAAUUCAUGUCAAUGUAAUAAUCUAUAUAUAUUUUAGAAUGCAAUAUUAAUUGUUUGGAAUGCUAAAAAAGAAAUGAAUGUACUUCUUGUAGAUUGACCACCAGACAUUUAGACAUAGAUUAAAAGAAUUGUCUAUGUAAUGAUGGAUAUUUUGAAACAAAUUAAUAAAGUUGUUCAUGUAUUCAAUAUUCAAAUUUCUUUAGAAUGUCAUUCUUCAUGUGAUACUUGUAAAAAUGUUAAUACUCAUUGUUUAACAUGCAAAAGUGAUUCCAAAAGAAUAUUAACAAAUAAUCAAUGUAUAUGUCUAGACGGUUAUUACGACACAGGCAUCGAAUUAUGUUAAAAAUGCAAUAACCUUUGUAAAACUUGUUAAUUUUCUGCUUCCUUUUGUUUAUCCUGCUAUAACAUUGAACAGAAUAGAUAUUUAUAAGGAAAUAAAUGUGUAUGCAAGCCUGGCUAUUUUGAAUAGAAUAGAGAUAUAUGCUAAAGUAAUAAAAUUUUAAUGAUAAAUAGAAUGCUCGAAAGAAUGUUUAACAUGUUCAGGUUCUGCAGAUUAUUGUACAAGUUGUGAUAUAAAUUCUAAACGAGUUGAUUAAUCAAUUAUCCAUAAAUGUCCUUGUAUGACUGGAUUUUAUCAAGAUUAGGAUUAGAUUUGCUAAAGUAAAUCAAGAUUAAAUAUUAAUAGAAUGUCAUAUUAAAUGUUAAACCUGUUUAAACUAAAGUAACUAAUGUUUAAGUUGCAAUUUUUAAUUAAAUUCAAAUAGAAAGUCUUUAUCUGAUUAAUGUAAUUGUAAAGAUGGCUAUUAUGAUGAUGGAACAUAACUCCAGUGUUAAUUAUGUAGUUUUCAAUGUAAAACCUGUUAAAUUAAAGCAAAUAAUUGUCAAAUUUGCUAGAAUUCAUUACGGAUUAAUCCACCAAAAUGUAAUUGUUCUGAUGGAUAUUAUGAAGAUGAGUAACUCAUAUGUUAAAGUAAAUUUUAUUUCUAAUUUAGUUUGUGCAUCUAAAUGCAAUACAUGCAUAUUGGUACCCUCAAAUUGUUUGACUUGUAAACCAGGAAGAUUUGAUCAAGAUUGCAAAUGUUUACCUGGAUAUUUCGAAAUUGGGUAAGAACAAUGCUAAUGUAUUAUAUUUAGUUUAUAUAGAAUGUUAAUUUUAAUGUGCCACUUGUGAUUUAAAUUCAUUAAAUUGCAAGACUUGUAAAGGUGAUAGAUUUUAGGAACCAUAAUGCAUUUGCUAAUCUGGAUAUUUUGAUGAUCAUAUAAAUGAAAAUUGUUAAAAAUGUGAUAAUACCUGUUUAGAGUGUAAUAUCAACGGUUGUUUAUCUUGCAAUGCAAAUAGAAUAUUAAAUGAAGAAAUGAAUUGUAUACCUCCACCAAACUCAAUUUGGUAUGAUAAUACUCCUUGGUGUUCAAGUAAAUUAUUCCAAGAUAUUCUAGCUUGUCAAGUUGCAGUUGUUAAUGCAUAUUUAUCUGACGAUAUCAGUAAGAUUAUAAUCCAUUUUGAUUUUCCUUUAAAUCCUAAAAAUUUCAAUUAAUACUUCGAAAUUAAUAAAUGUCUGUAAAUAUUUGAAUUAGAAUCUUCAUAAAGUUUUGGUUAAAAUUCUGUUUGCUAUCUUAAUCCAGAAAAUGAAUAGGAAUUAUUAAUUUUACUCGGAGAAUACUCGACAAUCAAUAUUGGUGACGUAAUUCUAUUCAAAAGUAAUUCCUUAACUCAUAUGAAUUGUUAAGUAUCCUUACAAAAAUUUAUCUUUACAAAAUUAUAAUAUCCAAUUAAUCCCCUUCCUCCUUAAAUUGAAUAUCUUGUACCUUUGCAUUAACUCAAUCCUUUUGCAGAUAAUUCAAUUUAUUUAAAAUCAAUAAAAAACAAUGGGAAUAGAAAGUUAUUUUAUAUUAUUUGGAGUUGUUAAGUGCAGUCAAAGGAAAAUAGUUCUGUGCUAAAUAAAUUCUUAGAUGAUAUUAAUAAACUUCAAGAAUGUAAUUUAUUGAUACCAAAAUUUACAUUACCUGGUGAUGCAUUGAUAAAAUUUAAGAUUAAAUAUUACAAUUUCAUUAAUAUUUAUUCUUAAUCAGAAUUUGUUAUUAACACUCAUGCAGGAGAUCUUCCAUAAAUUGAUAUAAAUGUAAAACUCUCCUAUUUUGUUUUCGAAACAAUUAAAAUUGGUGUUUCUGUUGGCAAUUUAGAUUAAUCAAUCUAAAAAAACACAACUAAAUAUUAGAUUUAAAUUAAUGAAAUAGAUAGAUAUCCUAAUAAAUCAACUUCUUCACAAUUAAAUUCUUUAAUAGAAUCUAAUUACUUUGAAUUGAUUUAUUUUACUAUUUCAAAAUAUAUUUUAAGUCCAAAUUCAACCUAUACAUAUUAAGUUAUAGCAACUAAUUUAGAUACAAAAAAAUCAUAAUAAUAAAAUUUUACUUUUGAUAUUAAAAUAGCUGGAUUAAUUUGUUAAUUUAAUAAUAUUGGAUAUUAAAAUAUAAGAAGAGAUUUAAAUCUCUAAAUAUUCUGCGAAGAUUUAGACACAACUUAUAAAUAGAAUAGUGAUCCAGAUUUGUUUAUUUAAGUAGUUUGUAAGGAUCUAACGUUGAAUAAAAUAUGCUAAAAUUAACAAAAGCAAAUAAUUAAUGUUAAUUAAAGUGAUACAUAUUAAUUUAUUAGAAAGAAUUCUAUUUCCUCUUUUACAGUUUAAGAAUGGACAGUAACUGCUACAAAAUUUAAAUAAAAAACUAAAUUUUCUUUAAUUAUUGUUUAUCUUGAAAAUGAUUUUCCUUCAUUAUAACUAGAAUUCAAUAAAGGUUAUUUGAUGAGAUAAAUUAAUAAUUACGAAUAAUUAAAUUUUACAUUUAUAAUUCCUUUUAUUAAUAAAUAUAACCUAUUAGAUCUAUCAAUUGCAAUUAUUUAUAACUAUGAGAUUAUAGAAAUACUGCAACCAAAAUAUAUUUCAUAUUAAUUUCAAAUAUUUAAUAAAAUUAAAGAAUUCAAUUUUGGAGAUGAUAUCAAACUUAAAUUUUCAGCUUAGUAUACUAAUAAUAUCAUGCCAAGCAUAUAAAAUAUAAAACUAACUAUUAAUUAGCCACCUUUAUGUUCUAAAUUACGCAUUACUCCUUCUAGUGACUUAGCACUUACAAAUAUUUCAAUAGCAGCAGCAUGUUAGUAAUUAUAAGAUUUUCCUUAUAAAUAUUAACUUAGGUUAUUUUUGAGAGAAUUAGAUUUAAUUGAAUUUUUACAAGGAUCAUCAGAUAAUUCUUUAGUUCUCUAUCCAUUUCAAACUUAAAAUUAAUUCUUAAUUUAAACUCCUUCUUCUGUUGACUCAUCAAAAAUUGGAAUUUUAGUAGAAGUUCUUGAUAGUGGAGGAUCAAUCACUAAUAUUUAUGAUAUGAUUAAUGUGAGACCUGCAAAUAUAAAUUGUUCCGCAAUUUAAUAUUAGAAUAUGAAUUUAUAAAGCAAGAUUUUAUUGCUUAUAGAAACAAUGAAUCAUAAAUGUAAUGAGGUGAAUUAAUAAAUUUAUAUUGAUUUGCUUUAAUAAUAAAUUCUGCCAGAUUGGAAUGAUAAUGUCCUGAAGUAAUAGGCUCUAAAAAUAUAUAUCUAAUUUAAAAUUGCAUAUGGAUAAAAGAAACCUUAUAAUCGAUUAUUAUAGAAAGAAAUUAACAAUAAAUGUAUAGAUCUAAACUCAAAUCAUUUAUUUAUUACAUAAAAUGUUACUGAACAUGGAGAAAAUUUGACAAAAAUUAUAGAAGAUUUCAAAGGUAAUACUCAUAAAUUAAAUAUGGUUCUAAAAUAUUUAAUUAAAAUGAAAAAAUAAUCUUAGCAAGAGCUUUAUCUAAAUUAAUACAUAUGGAAUGAAGAAAUAUUUGAAUAGUAUUAAAACUCAUAAGAUGGCUUAAGAAGUUUAUUAUACUAUCUUGAUUAUAUCUAUUCUAAUAUUUCAUCAAUAAACACAAAAAAUGAAACUAUUUAUUAAAAUAUUGUUGAUUUAUUGAAAUUUAUUACUCUAAUUGUAGAGGAGAUAUAAAAUACAAUUUUUGUUAAUGAAAAACCUUAUGUUCUAGAGGGAAAUGAGAUUAUUUGGUAAAUAAAAAGAAGAACAAAAUAAAUAUUCAAUCAAUAAUUUAAUAUUGAAAAAACAAAAGAAGAUUACCUCACAGACUUUGUUUAAUAGGAAUCUACAUAUUUAAAAACCAAUCCUUUAAGAUUUUCUUCAGAUCUUGUAAAUAUACUCUAAACUUAAUUUAAUGAUUAAACAUUACAAAUUUACUCAGAAUAUUACUACUAAAUUUUAUUGAAAAACUCUUAUAAACUUAAAUUUGUAUCUUCUGAAAACAUUUCAUCUGAUUAUAGUACAUAAUUUGGAUCCUAUUAAAUUUGCUCAAAUACUGAAAAUUACUUAUAAGAAUACAAAAUAUAGUGUAUAAUUAGAUCAAUAACUGGAAAAUUUUAUUAAUGCAAUUUGAAUAGAUUAAUAAAGAAUGAUACUAUAGAGUUAUCUUGUGAAUGUAAUAGGUUUGGUGAAAUUUUUCUAGUAAUUUCUGCAAAUACUAGUGCUGUCAUUUCAAACAAUAAUCAUUUCUCAAUAUAGGAUCUUGCUACUAGCUCAAUUUUUGAAUAUUUAUUAGCACUCCAAAUUGGUACUAUUUCUUUGUCAUCAAUAUUUAUGAUGAUUUAUAUAUAUUAAUUAUUAAAAGAUUAAAAAAAUAAGCAAGAAAGGUUGAAUACUGAAUAAAAUUGCUUGAGUCCAAAAACCAAAUUAAAUAAACGUAUUAUUAUAUAUAAAGGUAGUUUAAGAGUUUUUAAGGAAUAGUUUAAGGUAAUAUUAAAUUAUUAUUUUAGUAAGUACAUUAAAUUAUAUCAAUUUUUAAUUAUAGAGAUCCAAAUAUUUAAUUUAGUUAUAGGAUUUUAGAAGUACUCUCCUAAUUCAAUUUAUUAUUAACUUUAUCAAUCCUUGAAUGCUAUUUUUUAAAUAACUCAAUAUCUUAAAUUUGUGGAUUCAUUUUUUUAAACCCUUUAACAAUCUUUAUAUUAAGAAUUAUUUAUAAGAUAAUCAAAGCAAUAUACAGAUUCUAACGAAUUGCUGCUGUUAUUAGUUAGCUACUUCUUAUCUUAUUUUUAAUGA
Molecule: messenger RNA, 9561 nt
Organism: Paramecium primaurelia
Lineage: Eukaryota; Ciliophora; Oligohymenophorea; Peniculida; Parameciidae
Source: the annotation of a GenBank genome assembly